ACGUAGUUUUGUCGCGACGCAGCUGCUACACGUGUGUCUGAUCCAGUUUGUUCAGCUAUCAGCUGUUGUCAGUCCGCUGUGAUGGAGGAGCGCAGCCGCUUGUGUUCCGUGUGGCUCGGUUCUGAGACCGGGAUCCUGAAGGGGGUCAGUCUGGACCGGAAGCAGGCCUUUAACUUCUGCAACACGCGCUCUCUGAGCCGCGAGCAGGAGAUCCGCGCGCUGUGCUGGGGGGACUCCGCCGAGAGCGAGCUACUGGUCGGCUGUUUGGACGGAACCGUCCGAACCUUCAGUACCGAGAAAGGCGUCUUCACAGAGGCCCGGAGCUUCGGAGACCCGCAGGACGGCGGCUACUGCGGGCUGGCCUCGCUGCGGGGCUCCGCCAUCAUCACCUGCGUGGAGUGCGGGAAGCUGCGGGUGUGGAGGGAGGACAGCAGCGGGCCGGUGGCCGAGCUGGACGCGGGCAGGAACGUGUGCAGGAUGAGGCAGAGCCCAGCGGACCCGAACAGGGUGGCUACGGGGGGUAAAGAGAACGGCCUGAAGAUCUGGGACCUGGAGCGGCCUGAAAAACCGCUGUUCACCGCAAAGAACCUGCGGGACGACUGGCUGGCCCUGCGGAGGCCGCACUGGGUCCGAGACAUGGGCUUCAUCCCGGACUCCGACAAGGUGGUCACCUGCACAGGGUACCAUCAGGUUCACGUGUUUGACCCUUCGACCCCUCAGCGGCGUCCCGUCCUGGAGGCCGAGUUCGGGGAGUAUCCGCUCACGGCUCUGUCUCUGACCGCCGCGGGGAACGCCGUGGUGGUGGGAAACACCCACGGUCAGAUCGCCGUGCUGGACCUGAGGAAGGGGCUGGUCCGCGGCUGUCUGAAGGGGCUGUCGGGCGGCGUGCGGGCCCUGCAGUGCCACGCCUCCCAGCCCCUGGUGGCGUCCUGCGGCCUGGACCGCUUCCUCCGCAUCCACAGCCUGGAGGACCGAACGCUGCAGCACAAAGUCUACCUGAAGUCCCGACUGAACUGCCUCCUGCUGGCCAGCAGGGCGCUGCAGAAGGAGGCGGUGGGGGGGCCUGCAGAGGGAGGGGCUGAGCAGGAGGUGAAGGAGGAGGAGGAUGAGGUGUGGGACAGCAUGGAGCAGGUGGAGGAGGGGGCGACGAAGAGGAAAACACCUGGAGGAGAUGAGGUGAAGAAAAAGAAGAAGAAUAAAGGAGGAGACUGAGAGGUGUUCAAGGUGUGAGAAGAGCGUGGGAGAUAUCAGCGUCUGCAGACUGGAACAGAUUUAAAGCUGUUGAACUGAUCAAAAGACUUUAUUAAACCUAAAAACACCUGAAGACCUUAUCGGGUCGGUUCUGAUGGAUUUUUCUUCAGGUUACGCAUCUUUUACAGUUUAUUUUUCUAACUGUAGUUAAAUAAA
Cyprinodon variegatus (sheepshead minnow) is the source of this 1407-nucleotide messenger RNA. RefSeq names its product WD repeat domain 74 (gene wdr74). The transcript is spliced from 2 exons. The record is from RefSeq and is a predicted model, not a curated record. Lineage: Eukaryota; Metazoa; Chordata; Actinopteri; Cyprinodontiformes; Cyprinodontidae. Bases 82 to 1212 code for a protein of 376 amino acids. Gene Ontology annotation, cellular component: nucleolus; preribosome, large subunit precursor. Gene Ontology annotation, biological process: ribosomal large subunit biogenesis. Gene Ontology annotation, molecular function: protein binding.